Molecule: messenger RNA, 8418 nt
Organism: Paramecium sonneborni
Lineage: Eukaryota; Ciliophora; Oligohymenophorea; Peniculida; Parameciidae
Source: the annotation of a GenBank genome assembly
AUGAAGAAAUUGUUAUUGCUGCUAUUGUUAGCUACCUUAAGUUUAGGAGAGAUCUGUGUGAUUAGGGUAGGGAUGACUUAUAAUGAAGCAAGAGACUUAGAAAUAAGUAGAUUUAAUUGUUACAUGAAUUUUGAUGGAACCAUCGAAGCACUUACAAGAUGGAUUGAUAUAAUUGAACAUAGAGAAUAAGUUAUAAAUGAUCUGGAUGUGUUAGCAAAAAUGAUAAAGAUAAUUGAGAGUGCAAAGUAAGCUACUACAGUGAUUCGUGAAUAUGAGAGAAAUAAACCAUCAUUUAAAGUAUUUCUUUAAAAUGAAUGGACAUCUUGUAGAAUUGAAGAUGCUUAUGAUUAUGUGUAGCGUCUAAAUGCAUAAAGAUCUAAAGAAGAGAGAGUUGCAUUGGCUAAUUAGAUUAUUAAUUAUCUAAGAAAUGCAGAGAGAUAAAUCUAUGGAUAUGUUGAUUCAUGUCGAAAUGUUAGAUUAACAACACAUUUAAAAUAAAAGAUAGCAUAAUUAAAGGCUUUAAAAUAAGUUUGUGAGUAAGAACUCAAAAAAUAAUCACCAAGAGAUCUUAUAAUAGAAAGUGAUGAAGAUGAUGUAGUUUAUUAUUUUGAAGAAUAAGCUAAUGAUGAUUAAUAUGAUUAUGUUUAUGUUUAUGAAGAUGAAAUGGAAGCAGAAUUUCCAGUUGAUGAUUCAGAGCCUUAAGUUUAUAAACUUCCUCAAAAUCCAAAAGUAACAAAAAGUACUGUCAUAAAAACCAGAGAAAUUUAUGGGUCUUAAAAAGAUACUAGUAAAGUAGUUGAUGCUCAUUCUACCUAUGGACCUAUUGAAUAUAUAAGAAGUGGAGUAGGAGAAGAAUGUGAAUAUUAUGGAGAUACUGUAAAUUAACCAGAACCUGAUUAUGUUGAUGGAAUGGAAGAAACAGAAGAACAUCCAUAAGUAAAUGAUGAACCAGUACCAGAUGAUCAAAAAGAUACAGAAGAAGAGGUUGUUAUUAAUGAAGAAACUACAACUGAAGAAGUUGUAUAAGAUGAUCCAGUGCCAGAUGAUAAUAAAAUAACAGAAGAAGAGAGUAAAGAUACUACUGAAGACGAUCCAGUUCCAGAUGAUGAAAAAAUUACUGAAGAAACUGCUGAAGAUGAACCAGUUCCAGAUGAUGAGAAAAUUACAGAAGAGGCUACUGAAGAUGAACCUGUUCCAGAUGAUGAGAAAAUUACAGAAGAAACUAUUGAGGAUGAACCAGUACCUGAUGAUGAGAAAAUAACAGAAGAAAUUAUUGAGGAUGAACCAGUACCUGAUGAUGAAAAGAUAACAGAGGAAGAGGUUACUAUUGAAAUUACAGAAGAGACUUUAGAAGAAAUUGUUACUGAUGAUAAAGUUGAUGAUAAUAAAAAGAAAGUUAAGCCAUAAAGAAAAUAAAAAAAUAAAAAGGAAGGAAAGAAAGCUGAAGUGAUUACAAAGAAGAAGAAAAAUGAACAGAAAAAAUCUGAUGAAAAAAAAACUACUGUUAAAAAAUAAGAAAAUAACUCCAAGAAAUCAAAAGUUGUUUCGGAUACUAAGAAAAAGAAUAAGGAAAGUGUUGUUGAAGAUAAAAAAGUAGAUAAAAAGGAUGAUAUACCAUAGGAUGAGAAGAAAGAGAAUGGAGAGGAAGAUGGGGAAAUAUGUGUACCUUAGUUUAGAAAGAAACCAAAGAAGGUUUUGAAAAAAGUAAAGAGAUCAGGACCUCGUCGUAAAACUGGGUAAAAGACAAGAAAGGAAGCUAGGUAAGAGAAGAAGAUGGCAAAGAAAUAACCAUUACCUGCUGUUUGUUAUGGAAAUAAAAAUUAUGUUGAAGAGAUAGUUGGAGAAGAAGUGAUAGAAUCAUAUAACAAGGGAGCUAAUUAUUUGGCUCUAGAGAAUUAAUUAGAUGAUGUAGUUGAUGAAGAUAAGCAAGUUGAUUAAAGUGAGCAUGAUAGGUCAAUAAAAUUAACAUCUGUUAAGGAGGAAUUUAAUGUGAAUGAACCAACUUAAUUUUAACCACCUAAACAUAGAGCAAGUAGUGGUAGAGUAUAGGAGAAAAAAGCUAUAGCUGUAAAUACUAAAUAUUUCAAUUCAGAUUUUGAUGGAGACCCUACACAAGUAUUUGAAUUUGAGGAUAGAGCUCUAUUGUAGGAUGCAUCUGAGUAUGGAUAUGGAUAUUGGAUGAGGUUUAGUGAACAUUCAGUUAAAUAACAUGCACGUGAAGAGGGACAAUACUAUUUCUUAUCAAGAAUGACGACUAAUGAAGAAUAUUAAGAUUUUUCAUUUUAUGGUGAUAGAACAUUAGCUCUAUUUUUAUAUGACAAUUCAUUUGUGUUUUCUACUUAUGAUAUUACAACAUAGAGUAAAACAAAGGAUACCAAUGUGGUGUUGAACGAGAAUAUGGAUAGUAUAUGGUAUUUUGUAGCAUACACUUACAGUUCUUAAUAAAGAAAGGUCGUUGGAUAUAUAGUAAAAUAUGGAGAAGGAGCAUCUAAAUAUAGAAUAGAAAUUGAUGCUUAGCAUGUUCCACCAACAUAUGCUAAAUUCAUAUUUGGAGGAAAGCAUAUGGAUUAUUUGGGAUUGAAUGGAUAGUUUGCUAACAUUUUUUAUGAUGUUGAUGCUCCAGCUUUUAUUGAUGGAGAUGAAAGUUUGGAAGAAACUAUUAAGACAUUAAGUAAUAUGCCUUAAUAAUUACCAAUAUUGAUAGAAGAGACAAUAAUAACUAAACCAAUUUUAAUAAGUGGUAAUGAGAAAGGAGAACAUUUUCAUUUUGAUCCUCAAGAAUCAUAAUUAUUAAUUGAAGAAUAUGCAGUAGCGUUUUGGUUUAGAUGGGUGGAUGAUCUAAAAGUAGAUGAACCAAAUGCAUUUUAAUUAAUUAAUUUAAGAUCAAAUAAAGUGCGUACUUAAGGUAAAGGAGUACUAGGUGAUAGAGCUUUAGAAGUUCAUCAUAUAUAUGGUGGAGGUAUAAAGAGCAAUGUAUAUUUCAAUACAUACAGUGUAUAUGGAAAUAGAGGAAAAGGAUCUGUGAAUAUAUUAAAGAGUAUAGAGAGUGUUGAAUAUGUUUGGACAUAUGUCUAUUUUGGAUAUAAGGAUAGUAGAGCUUAUGGUGCUUUAAUAAAACCUUAAGUAACUGGAGAAGUAAAAUUUGAAGGUGUUUACCAUAAAUAAGUUAAUCAUUUAAGUGUAACAGUAGGAGGAGAUGAAACAAUAUCUGCAUUCAAUGGGAAGAUAGCAUUUGUUGGAAUCUAUUUAGGGGAGGGAUCUUAUAGAGAAGGAUUAGACUUUUAGACUACUUUUAAUUACGGAGAAGGUGUAAUGGGAGUAUAUUAAGUAGGUAAACCAGUAACUUAUUUGGGAGUCGAUUAAAAUAGAUAUAUAGAAUAUGAUUAAUAGGAGAAUGUAGUAGAUAAGAUAAUUAUUCAUGAUGAAAAUGGAAUGAAAAUUAAUGGAUAAAGUGAAUAUGCUUUUGGACUUUGGACUAGAUGGUUGACUACUUUACCAAAAUAUUUAAGUAAGAGAUCUCCAGUCCAUAACAUAGCUAAAGUGGGUACUUAAGGUUAUAUAAUUGAAUCUGUGGAUGGUAAAUGGGUGAGAGCUAAUGGAGGUAGAGCUUAAACACUUAAAGAUAUAACUUUAGCAUGUGUAUUGACUUAGGAAUCAUAUGAAUUCCAAACUCUUAGUCUUAAAGAUGAUAUCCCAUAUAUUAAUUUAGAAGGUUAAUGGAAUUAUGUUUAUUUUGGAUAUAAGAGAUAUGGUGAUAAGGGAGUUGCUAAAGGUUAUAUACAAUUUGGAGUAGAUGGUGAAAUCGAAGAAGUAGCUUUUAAUGUUUAUCAUGAUUUCUUAAUUGAAUAUGUUGAAUUCAUUGUAGGUAAGACAUCUGCUCCAUUAUUUAAUGGUGAAAUUGCUAGAGUUACAUUCAGUUUUGGCCCUGGAGCAUUUGUACCAAAUAAAGAUACUUUGAAAGUCUAUACAUAAAAUUCAUUACCUGAAAAAGCCUAAAUUCAUCCUGUCACUAGAUAGACUUUACAAUUAUUUGGAUCUGCUAUUACAAUAGCUGAAGAUCCAAUCUAAUUUGAAUUUGAUAAAUAUUAGGGAGCUGAAGAAUAUUCAAUUUCUGGAUGGGUUAGAUGGAGUGGAUCACUUGUUACUGGUUAAGAAUCACAUGUGAUUACACUUGCUUAAAAGAGAUUGCUUGAUUUAGAUGGAAACAAAGAAGAAACCUUAUAAAUUAUUAGAGGAGACUCUCUUUAUAGAUUUAUUACCUAUACUAAUAAUGGAAAAUUGAUUCCUGCUGAACAAGAAUUCCAUGAAUAUGCGGAUUAAUGGACUUACUUAUAUUAUGGAUAUUCUAAAUAAAAAUUAAAAACAUAUGGUUAUGUAAGAUUUGCAUUCUCAAAUGCUGAAUUUACAUAAGAAAACAUUUCUCACUUUUAUUUAGCUGUUUUUAGUAUUAUGGUUGGUCAUUAAAGAUAAUCUUACGUUGAUUUUGUUGGUUAAAUGAAAACAUGGGUAGUCAAUGUAGGUUUUGGUGCUUAUAGAGAGGGUAAUUUUGAAGAAGAUGAAAAUAUUAAAAUUCAUUUUGGAUUUAUUAGUGGAGCUGAUCAUAUAAAAUAAGCAGGAUAAGAAGCACAUCAUGAAGAGAAGAUCUUAGAAUGUGCAACUUAAGAAGAAGAACCUCCCAUGUAGAUACAUUUCUAAUAAAGUUCUACUCUUUAAUUACAUGGAGUAUCAGAAUAUGGUUAUGGAUUUUGGUUAAGAUAUUAAUUUUUUGGAAACAAAUAAAAAAUAUAUACACAACCUUAACUGAUGGGUAUUGCUAGAUUAACUACUAAUAAGGAUUAUAAAGAUUUUGAUAAUCCAGGUGAUAGAGUAUUGUUAGUUUUGAUGGGUAGAAAGACUUUCUCUUUUGGAACAUAUGAUGUUACAACUAAAGCAAACAAUGUGGGAGGUGAUCUUGAGUACAAAAGAGAGACUGAAGGAGAAUGGUAAUAUUUAUAUUUCAGUUAUAAGAGAUAUACUUAAUAAGAAGGACAUGCAAUUGCUUUUACUUAAUUUAAAGAUCAUACUGAAGGAUUAAAAAUGGAUGUUUUACAUUCUUUACUAACAAACUAUCUAUACUUUUCUGUUGGUCAUGCUGGUAAAUAUUAUGCUAAUUUUAAUGGUUAAAUAACAAAAGUCAGAUUUAAUUUGGGUCCAGGUUCUUUUAUUGAGAAUAAAGCUGAUUUGCUAUCUAGAAUAAAGACAAAAGAUACGAUUCCAGAUGUAGAAUAGGUUAGUAAGAAUAUAGAAAUUUUAUCUGGAAUACAUGAUGUAAGAAAAUUAGAUGAGAAGCAUCACUUAACAAAAUACAACCAAGAAGUAAGAGAAUAUGGGGUUUAAUUAUGGUUUAGAUGGUUUAAGAGUUAGAAGAGCACUUAAUUAAUGUAUAGAUUGACAUCAAAUGGAGAAGAGAGUCUUGGAGAUGCUCAAAAGAUUGGUGAUCGUACUUUAGUAUUAUGUCAUACAGACGGAUUGGAAUUUAGUACAUAUAAUUUGGGUGAGAAGACAGUUUAAUUGAAUAAUGCAUAUGGAGUUUAGAUUUCAAAAUAGAAUUAGGAAGUAUGGACAUUUGUAUAUUUUGCAUAUUCAAAAGAGAGUUAAUAAAUAGUUUAUUAUAUAAAUACAGAGGAUAAUGAGUAACAUGGAUUAGAAUCUGCUUUACAUGCAGUUUCAUCUAAUUAUUGGUUCUAUUUGGCUAAAGAUGCACUUUUAAAUUCAUAUGAUAGUCGAUUGGCAUAGGUAGUAUUGAAUUUGGGUAAUGGAGCAUUUAGAAAGGAUAAUUUCAAAGGUUUGAUGGUAUUUUUAUAAUCUCCAAAAUUAUUUAAUCCAAAUGCAAAAUUGUAAUGGGAUUAUGAAGAAGAUGAAUUGGUACUAGAUUCUUAAGAUGCAGAAAAGUAAGGAGUGACAAUAAGAAUAGCAGAGCCAAAUCAAAAGAUUGAGAGUAUAUAGGAAUAUUCAGUAGGAUUAUGGAUUAGAUUCUUGUAAGCUUGGCCAUCAAGAUUAUGGAAUAUUCCAAGUGAGAUGUAGAUUUUCAGAUUGACUUCAAAUGAAGAAUUGGAAAAUGGGAAGAUAGUAAUAGGUGAUAGAGUUUUAAGUUCAUAUUUAGUACAUGAUAACUUUUAGUUUGGUGCAUAUGAUAUAAAUGAGGAUGCACCUAAUGAAAUAUCUACAAUUUCUUACAAUUAAUUAGAAGGUAGAUGGCAUUAUAUUUAUGCUGGAUAUAAGAGAUCGAUAUAGGAAGCCAUUUAUUAUGUUUAUGAUGGAGAACAUAUUCAAAAGACAAAGAAUGAAUAAUUAUUGUAGAGACCAUUAAAUGAAUGGAUAAAGUUGAUAUUAGGAGGUGAAAAGAAUGUUCCUGGAUUCCAUGGAUUAUUGAGUCAGAUUUCAGCUCAUUUGGGAAAGGAAGCCUAUAUAGAUGAUGAAGAAUAAUUAUUAAAGGCAAUAGAAUCUAGUUAUGCUUUACCAUUAGAAUUGACUGUAGGAUAUAUACAAAAAUAGAAGAAAGGAUAAGUAGAAUUAGAAUAAUAUAAAUCAUAAGAACUUACAUAAUUAUAAGGAAUAGGAGAAUAUGCUAUAAGUGGAUGGUUUAAGAUUGCAGAAGUAUAAACUAAAAUUGAAGGAGAAAUUACUUCACCAUGUUAGAUUUUAUUCAGGUUGACUAACAAUAAUGAGGAACAUCUAUUUGAUAGGAAAAUAUAAGGAGAUCGAACUUUGUAUGCUUAAGUCUGUACUAGUGAUACAGUUAAAGUUAGUACUUACAGUAUUGCAGGAUUGAAAGAUUGGAAUGAAGCUAAAUUUUUAGAAGCUAAAGCAGAAAUGGGUAAUUCUAAAAGAGCUUGGACAUAUUUCUAUAUGAGUUAUAGUGAAGAAAAGAGAGAAGUUGCUACAUUACUUAAAUUGUUUGAAAAAGAUGUACCUAUUGUAUUCAAGGAUAUUUAACAUUUUGUUGCUAAUAACAUGUUCAUUUAUUUAGGCAAAGAUUAAUUCAGUAGAAAAUUCCAAGGAGAAUAACAUAAAUGGGAAUUAUUAUUUGGAUCAGGAUCUCAUACUUAUAAUGAGGAAAUUAUGCCAAAUCUUAGGUAUAUAAUUAAAAACAAGAAGAACAUGUGGUUUAUGAAAGAAGAUAAAAAAAUCGAAUCCAAAUUACAAUAAACUUUUAAUACAGAAGUAGAAUCUGUUGAUGAAUAUGCUGUUGGUAUGUGGACAAGAUGGUUAAUUGCUUUUCCAAAUACUCUAACUGAAAGAUCUGAUACUCAUACUAUCUUCCGAUUUUCUUAAACUACAGAAUAUUAGGAUAAAGCUGAAUUAGGAAAUAGAGCAUUAUCUGCAUUCUUAAAAAAAGGAUUUUAUGAAUUUAGCACUUAUGAUUUAUCAGCACCCAAUAAUGCUGUUGAUGCUAAAAUUAAUUAUGAAAAUUUAGAAGGAGAAUGGAAUUACAUUUAUGCAAGUUAUAAAAAUAAAUAGUUUUAUGGAUUAAUUAUUUUCAAAGAUAGAGAACAUGUUGAAUAAAUACAAUUAGAUGUUACUCAUUUUGUAUUUACUGGUUAUGCAUCAUUAGUAUUAGCUGCAAAUGAAUUUGGCUAUAAAGCAUUCCAUGGAUGGAUCUAUGAUCCCAGAGUAUUUCUUGGUGUUGGUGCUUUCUUAAAUAAUGCUGAAACCAUUGUAGAAAUGGUUAAUAAAUUACAUCGUAAAAUUCCCAUUUGUUCAUAAUCUUCUGAAGGAUUUAGUUGGCCUGUCAAAAUGCUAGAUACUACUAAUUGGGAUGAUUUGGAUGAAAAAAAAAAUGAACUUAAAUAUCAAUUUGAUGAUAAAUAAGAAAUGCUCAGUUACAGUCUUGGCUUCUGGUACUAGAAUGCUCCUUUGUUACCUGAAAUGGAAAAUGAAUUCAGAGGACUUUUAAGAUUAACUUCUAAUAAUGAAGAAGUAGGUUAGGAUAACCAAUUCAUUGGAGAUAGAACAUUAGCUCUAUUCACUAAAAUUAAUGAAAUAGUUGCUGCUACCUAUACAAUUAAGGAUCCUUCAUUUGAAUCUUUGGAACAUUCAUUUCCUAUUAAACCUUAUCAAUGGACCUUUGUAUAUUUUGGUUAUCAUUAAAAUGAAGUAAGAGCUUAUGUUUUACAACCAGCUGGAAUUUAAGAACACACACAAUAAGCAACUCAUAUGAUUCCAAACAAAUUGUACUUACAUUUAGUAAAUGAUAUUGGACGUCCAUCAUUUUGGGUAUUUUUCCUAUUUUAUUUUUUUUAGGGUAAAUUGUAUGGAUUAAAACUGAACUUUGGUGACGGUAGCUACUUAGAAAAACCCUAGUAACUCAUAGAUAGAUGGCCUUUUGAUCCAAAUAAGAUUACACUAACCAAAUAAGAGACAGGAACCAAAGAAUGA